GCUCUGGCUCAGCACUCCCUCCGCGCCGCCGAGCCGCGCGGAUGCCCCCGGCCCGGGGCCCGUCUCCCUUAUCAUGCCCGGGCCCCUGGAGGUGACGGCGCGGACACGAUGCCCCAAGAAGAGUCGGAGGGCGGCGUAGACGGCGGCGGCGGGGGGGAGGGGCCCACGCUCAUCCCAGGCGGGGAGCCGCUGCGGGAAGAGCAGCGACCCCUGAAGCAGUCUCUGGGAGGUUCCCUUUGUCGGGAGUCCCACUGGAAGUGCCUCCUGUUGACCCUCCUCAUCCACUCAUGUGGGGCCGUGGUGGCCUGGUGCUGGCUGGCCACCGUGCCCCGGCUGGCCAUUGGCGCCGGCCUUUCCCACGGGACGCCGGCCACCUACCAGGCCAGCCCCUGCUCGGAUGGCUACCUGUACAUCCCGCUGGCCUUCGUCUCCCUGCUCUACCUCCUCUACCUGGCUGAGUGCUGGCACUGCCAUAUGAGGGCCUCGCGGGCGCCGCGCACAGACGUGGUCACGGUGCUGGCCCUGAUCCGCCGGCUGCAGCAGGCCCCGCCCUGCGUCUGGUGGAAGGCCACCAGCUACCACUACGUGCGGCGGACCCGGCAGAUCACGCGCUACCGCAACGGCGACGCGUACACCACCACGCAGGUCUACCACGAGCGGGCCGACAGCCGGACGGCGCGGGGCGAGUUCGACUACUCCGCCCACGGCGUGCGCGACGUCUCCAAGGAGCUGGUGGGGCUGUCCGAGCACCCUGCCACGCGCCUGCGCUUCACCAAGUGUUUCAGCUUCGGGAGCGCCGAGGCCGAGGCGGCGUACCUCACCCAGAGGGCCCGGUUCUUUGGCGCCAACGAGGGCCUGGAUGACUACCUGGAGGCCCGGGAAGGGAUGCACCUGAAGGACGUGGACUUCCGCGAGUCGCUGAUGGUGUUUGCGGACCCCCGCAGCCCCCCCUGGUACGCCCGGGCCUGGGUCUUCUGGCUGGUGUCCGUGGCCACGCUCUCGUGGCCGCUGCGCGUGGUGGCUGCCUACGGCACGGCCCACGUCCAUUACCAGGUGGAGAAGCUGUUCGGGGCCAGCUCGCCGCCCCCCGGCCACGCCCCCGGAGGCCCGUCGCUGUCCCGAGUAGCCACCGUGGACUUCACGGAACUUGAGUGGCACAUCUGCUCCAACCGGCAGCUGGUGCCCAGCUACUCGGAGGCCAUGCUGAUGGGCCCCGGGCCCACGGCCUACCUCAGGGGCUGCCAGCGCUGCCGCCGCUCCGUCAGCAGCAACUCGCUGCCCCCCUCCCGCGCCAGCGGGCCCCGCCUUCCCUUCAGCCGCAGCCGGCUCUCCCUGGGUGGCGGGAGUCGGGCCACGACGGGGGUCUUCCGAAGUCUGAGCGGGGGGCCGCUGGCUCGCCGGGGGGAAGACACCGAGCCCCUGGAGAGCCCCCCCUGUUACCAGGACGCUCUCUACUUCCCGGUCCUUAUCGUCCAUGGAGACGGGGGUUGCCGGGGGGAUGGGCAGGGCGCCAUCUGAGCGCCCCCAGCAGAAGUCGGGUGUUGUGGCGCCAGGGCCCGGCGGGAGAUCCACACACCCGGGGCCCCGAUGAGUGAUCGGUUCUUGUGUAAACCCCAAUGGCAAACGCUCCCAGCGAGGGGUGGGGGGCCCAGGCCACGUGGAGGCCACGCUCGGACGCCGGGGGGGGGGGCGGCUUGGUCCUGGGGAGCAGGACUAGAGCAGGUACUGAGGCCCUUGGGGCGGGCUGGGGGUUGCUAGGGAGAUGUUUACUUGGGCCAAGGGCCCGUUUCCCCAGGGAAAAUCUCCCCUUCGGGGCUGGGGCUCGAAGGCGCUCCGGAGCAGUUCAGACCAAGGGGAAGGGGGGUCCCCUGCUCCGGGAGCUCUGUUCACCCCCAGCUCCUGCUUCCUUGGUCCUUGGGGUGGACCCCUCCUCCCUCAUGGAGAAGCACAAAGGGGAGCAGCUCCCGCCCUCCCCGGGGCUCAGUAUGGGUGCCACAACCAGGACCGGGGCCUGAGGCCUUCUGCCGACCCCAACCCCCAGAGACGGCCGCUCCCGAGACCUCUGAGCUGGCUGACCUGGCCCCGGCUGGGGAAGGGCCUGCGGGCAGCCGCCCGGUGCCAUGCAAAAGGGGGGCAGUGGCCAAAGGCGGCAGGAGGUGGGCCCCACUCCCACCCGUUCAUUCUGUACCCCCGUGUCCCGUCCAAACACUCACUCUUCCCCAGGGGGCCCCUUCUCAGACUCCCCCGGCCCCGUCAUUAUGAGCACCUCCAAGGUGGGCUUUGCUUGUCACCUCCCUCCUCCCUCUCGUCCCCUCCCAUGAGACCCCCUCCUUCCUCUCCUCUCCUCCUCCCUCAGGAGGCUUCCUCUCUUUGCUGUCCUCCCCCCCCAAGGGAGCCAGUGAGGGGUGGGGGGAACUGGGGCAGCAUGUGGGCCCCCCGAGGCUCUGAAAGCCCCCUCUCUUCCUUAAUGUCGUGACCCCCACCCCCGGGGGUGGCCUCGUCCAGGCGCCCCCUGACCUCUCCUUCUGUGAUUCCCGUCCCUGGCCAAGGGCUGACCAAAGGCCCCCCCGCUCCCGGGAGCACCUUGCGGCCUCUAGCGCCCCUCUGGGGAGACGCGGGGCUCAGCCAACAGGAGGCUCCAAGGAAACCAGGAAGAAAUAAAGGUAUGAAACAGC
This is a messenger RNA of Sarcophilus harrisii (Tasmanian devil), 2675 nucleotides long. RefSeq names its product transmembrane protein 151A (gene TMEM151A). The record is from RefSeq and is a predicted model, not a curated record. Lineage: Eukaryota; Metazoa; Chordata; Mammalia; Dasyuromorphia; Dasyuridae. The transcript has 2 exons. The coding region runs from base 109 to 1518 and encodes 469 amino acids.